AUUCAGAUGCCCACAGCACCACAUCCAGUAUGUCUCCUUCUCAGUCUCCCAGCCACAGUAACCAAUCAGACGACGGCUCUGACAUCGAGACCAAACAGAGACGUCCGACCCCGUCUGGGUUCUCCUUUCUCGACCUGUCCUACUGGAAGAGGCAAAAGGUGUGCUGCGGGAUCGUCUACAAGGGGCGUUUCGGUGAGGUGAUCAUCGAUCCUCGUCUCUUCAAGCCCUGCUGUAACAAGAAGCGUCCCGCUCUGGCGUCCUCCUCGGACUCUCAGCUCUCCCAAACACUUCCUUCCCCUCUCCCAGAGGUCAUGAAGGAGGCCUGGUGAUCCACCUAUCACACCCUCCUUGAGGCCCUCAUAGCUUUGUCUCCAGUGGUAGACUCUGAUAUCUUCCCUUUGUUAGAUAACUGUGUAUGAGUUGAGUUUUUCCCCAAUGCUUUUGUAUUAUUAUUUUUUUACGCCUAUUUUGUAAAAUGUCAUUUUUGUACCUUUUUUAUAAAUAUAUAUAUAUAUAUAUAUAACCGGAAAAGGAGAACAAAUUGGGCAUUAGGACAUAUUUAUAGGUCUGAGUUAGGAAAUGUAAUCCAUUUUUUUUAUUACUGUAAAUUUUUUUGUGGGAGUUACCAGUGUUUUGUAAAUAUAAUCUUAUUUUCCAUUCCAGUGCACCAAAAGACUUCUAUUUGGCAUUUAGUUUCACGGGUUAAAGAUGAAUAAUGUAAAGUGCUAUAGAUAACAUUACAGCCAAGGCAUUAUUAAUGAGAUGGGUGUACUUUUAACUUAAGCAAAUACAAUAUUUUACCUUGCAUUCUGCUCUGUUAAAUCACACACACACACAUGCAUUUACUCAGAAGGUUUCUUUGGGCACAAUAUUCACAAUGUGAACUUUGGACACAUGCUUGUAAAAUCUCAUUUAUUUCUGGUUUGGCAUAAAGAUGUUUCUCAAUAUUUAAAAUAAUAGUUACGGGUUUGUAAAUCUUUAAAACCAAGAUGCUGGAGCGCAUUAUCUCAGAGUAUUUAAACGGUUAUCAUUUACACAAUGGCAUAUGAAAGCAUGCAUAAUGUAUUUGUAGGCAUGAUCCGUUUUAUGACUGUUGGUGGUGUUUUUUUUUAUGUUAUUGAAUGAGAGUGUUAUAAUACAGAAAGUAAAAGAUGAAUUUCCGACUGGCUUUACACUGUGUUUUUAACCACGUUUUCCAUGUUGUACACUAAAUCGAAGAUGAAAUUGUACAGUCUUUCAGCCUUGAUAUACUGACCGCAGCCUUUGUUUUUGUUUUGUUUUUAUUGUUACAGUUUGGAUUAAUCAAAAUGUUGUCGAUGUGACAGAAAAGCCUUUUUUGGGCGGGGGGAAAUUGCUCUGAACUUCAGCAAGAUUGUGGAGUUUAUGAAUUUGGUUGGGUUAUUAUUUGAAUGAAUGUUUAUUUUUAUUCACCAGCAAUACUUUGAGUCAACUUUAGUGUUGACUUAAUGCUCUCGUUCUCAAAAUGCUCGAGAGCGAAUACAAGAUGUCGAUAAAUUUCAGGGAAAAAAAAUGUUUUUUGACUAUUAAUGUGGCACAUUCUCAGUCAAUGUGCCUUACCAGAGAUUUAGCUGAUCAUUUCAUUAUGUUCAUUUUUUUAACUUAUGCUAUUUAUUCAAAGCUGUCUGUACAAUUAAUGCUGUAAUGAAUUUUUUGUUGUGCACUUUCUUUUUUAUACUUUUUGUAAUAUUACCAUUGAUAAAAUUUUGUAUCUCAAUUUUCCUCACAUUGGUAUUUUCAUAAAACUUUUAAAGUAAAUCUUGUCUUUGUCA
Pimephales promelas (fathead minnow) is the source of this 1790-nucleotide messenger RNA. The record is from RefSeq and is a predicted model, not a curated record. Lineage: Eukaryota; Metazoa; Chordata; Actinopteri; Cypriniformes; Leuciscidae.